AUGGGAAGAAGGAUUAAUGAAUUACACAAUUUAAGAGAUAACACAUCAGAAAAAGGUAUAGAAGUAAAAAUUAAUAUCCCAAAGCAUAUUAAUAAUAAUAUAAUAUGUAGUAAUAAUAUGAUUGAAACAAAAACAUAUAAAUUUUAUGAUAAACAUGAUAUUGAAGAAAAUGAAUUUGAUAUAUAUGCAUUAAAUACAUAUAAAAUGAAAGAACUUGAAAAAAAAAGAGUUUAUACAAAUAAUAAAUGUGAAUUAAAUGUUACAAAUAAGAGUUUAAUUAUAUGUAAUUUAUUAGGUGAUAAAUUAAAGGUAUUAAAUCCCCCAAUAAAUAAAAAUUAUUUAGAGAUUUUAGAAGAAGCAAAUGAUUAUUAUAUAGAUCAUGUAGAUAAAUAUAAAAAAAAACUUGAAAACAUUAGAAAUAACAUUGAAAAUACUGAUUAUACUUUUUAUUCAUUAAAAUCAGAUGUUAUCUUGAGUAAUGAAACUGAAAAAACAUUCAAUAAUUAUUUUAAUUUGAUAUAUAACAAAGAAAAUACAUAUGUUUCUUCAAAAAAAAAUAAUGAUAUUGACAGUAAUAACUUAAAUAAUAACAACAUAAAUACUUACGUUUUUUUAAAUAAAAACGAAUGCAUAAAUUCGUGUAAUAAUAAUUUUUAUAAUAAAAAAUGCGGUUUCAAAAAUAUAGAUAAUAAUAUUUUAAAUAACAGUAUUCAUAUAGGUAAUAACAUUAAUAUACAAAGAAAUUAUAAUAAUAGAAAAAAUUAUAGUAGUAAUAAUAUCGAAUAUAAUAAUGACAUAAAAAAAAACAGUGGAAAUUUAAAUAAUAGUAAUUAUUAUUUUAUAAGGAGUUUUAAUGGUAUAAUUAAUAUUUGUAAAAAUUAUGAAAAAGUUAACGAUAAUAAAUAUUACAAUAAUUUUGUCUAUAAUAAUGACAAAAAGAUAACAUACCUAAUUGAAAAAAGUAAGGAGAUUAACAAAAAUUUAAACAUUUUACAAAAUGAAGUUCCUUUAGUUGAAAAUUUAAACGCAUUAAAUGAUAAUAUUGCAAAUGAGAAAAAUUGUAUAAAAAAAAAAGUAAACACAAGUAGUGAUAAAAUUAUUCUUUAUAAAGAAUAUUGGGAUAGUUAUAUUAAUAAAAGGAAUGAUCUAGAUCAUCACAAUAAAAAAAGUCAUAAUAUUAAUUAUAACAGUAGUAAUAACAUAAGUCACAAUAUAAAUAAUAGUUUAUAUUUUACAGAAUUAAUUAAAAAAAAAAGUGAUGAUUCAUAUAAUGAGAGUAUGAAUAAUAGAGGAGAUAUUAACAAAAAUAAUAAUUAUAGUUGUUGUAAUGCUAAUGAUCUUGAUGAUAAAAUUAGUAUUGAUAUUGACAAAAAAGUUUGUAAUAGUAAAAUUAAAUUCAAUGAAAAUAGUUACAUUAAUAAGAAUACUAGAAAAUUUAGUUCCCAUUCAAACUCAGUUAAUGAUUAUAAGCUUUUUUCAAGAAAAUGUUCAGAAAAGGAUGAAAAAGAAGAUUCACAUACAAAUAUAAAUUGUAAAAAUAUUAGUAGUAGAAAAAUAAAUAAUAAUAAUGAUAAUAAUAAUGAUAAUAAUGAUAAUAAUGAUAAUAAUAAUGAUAAUAAUGAUAAUAAUAAUAAUAAUAAUAAUAAUAAUAAUAAUAAUAAUAAUAAUAACAACAAUAAUAAUAAUAAUAACAACAACAACAACAACAACAACAAUAAUAAUAAUAAUAAUAAUAAUAAUAAUAAUAAUAAUAAUAAUAAUAAUAAUAAUAAUAAUAAUAAUAAUGAUAAUAAUAACAAUAAUAAUAAUAAUAAUAAUAAUAACAAUAAUAAUAAUAAUAAUAAUAACAAUAAUAAUAAUAAUAAUAAUAAUGAUAAUAAUGAUAAUGAUAAUGAUAAUAAUAAUGAUAAUAAUGAUAAUGAUAAUGAUAAUGAUAAUAAUAAUGAUAAUAAUGAUAAUGAUAACGAUAAUGAUAAUGAUAAUAAUAAUGAUAAUGAUAAUAAUAAUGAUAAUAAUAAUGAUAAUGAUAACGAUAAUGAUAAUGAUAAUGAUAAUAAUAAUGAUAAUAAUAAUGAUAAUAAUAAUGAUAAUAAUGAUAAUGAUAAUAAUAAUGAUAAUAAUGAUAAUGAAAAUAACUUUUAUAAAAGGAAAAACGUUACUAUUUAUAAUAAUAAUAAAGGUUAUAAUUUUUAUGAAAAUUGUUUUAAUUCAAUAAAAAAAAAGGAUAGCAAUAAUAUUUAUUACAAUACAUGUCUUAAUGAGCAAUUAACAAAUCAGAAAAAUAUUCAUAAUAAUGAAAUUUCAGAAAAUAAUGUAAAUAAUAUAUAUAAAGGAAAUAAAUAUAAUCAUAUUAAUAAUUCAGGUAGUACAAAGAAUAAAUUAUUCUUAACUGAAGCUGACAAAGAAAACCAUGAAAAUAAAAUUACAGAAAAAGAUUCCUCUUUGAAUAAAGAUCAUUAUCAAUUAUUUAAUUCAUUGAACAGUAAUAAUUUUGAAAUAAAUAAAAAUAACUUAUUUUUAAAUAAUUUAAACAAUAAAGAUAUAUCUGAUAGGUUCAAAGACAAAAAUCUCAGUGAUACUUUUAGUAUAAAUAAUAGCGAUGAUCUUUCAAAUAAGGUUCCUUCUUUGUUUGAAAAUAAUAAUUUAAAUGAUUUAAAUGUACAAAAUUUUAAUAGUAAUUUACGCAACAACUAUUUAACUAAUGACACAACAGAUAAACAGAAUAUUUUGAAUAUUAAAAAUAUAAAUAAUACCUAUAAUGAGAAAAAUAGUAUUAACUGCAGUAAAUCUAUUAAUAAUGAUGAUGAUGAUAAUAAUGAAAAAUAUUAUAAAAACAAAUAUAACAGUGAUAAUUCCCUUUAUUAUAAAGAAGAUAAAGAUUCUGUAAAUUAUAGUGUUGCGAAUAAUUCUGAUAUUUUAAAUAUAGUAACAGAUCAAAUAGAUGAAAAUAAUUCAAAUAUAUAUAUUAAUAAUUUAAAUAAUACAAUUUUUGUUGAUGAUAAAAAUACAAACUAUAAUUUAAAUGAGACUUAUGAUUAUACACUUAAUAGUGGAAACCUAUUAAAUUAUUCAAAUAAUCAUGAAAAGCAAUUAUCUAAAAAUAUUAAAAGAAAAACGAAUAACGAAUUAAUAUUUUUUAGAAAAGAAGAAGUUAAGAAUUUGAAUUUAAGUUCUUUUAAUGAAAAUAAAGAAAUCAAAAAUGAAUAUGAUGAAGUCAUGAUUAAUGAAAAUGAUAAUUUAAUGAAUAAAGAAGAAUGCAACACUAUAAAUAAAAAAAAAACUCAUAAUAUGAAUAAAGAAAAUAUUUCAAAUUUUGAUAAUUCUGUUAUUAACUAUAAUAUCAAUUUAAAAAAAAAUGUUAAUAAUAUAAAAAAUAAUACGGAAUUAUUAAACGAGACAAAAGAAAAAAAAAAAAACACCAAAAAUCCUAUUUUGAAUAAAAAUGAUUUAAGUAUAGAAAACGAUGAAAACAAUUUUUUUCAUAAUAGUAAUAACAUUGAUGCUAAUUUUCAUUAUGAUAUAAAAUCAGAUGAAAUUAGCCCAGAAAAAUCUAAAGGAGAUAAAGCAUCAAUUAAUAAAGACAGUCAUAACUCUGUUAAUUGUAUGGAACCAAAAAAUGAUUACGUACAAUUAGAUAGCAUAAAUAGUGUAAAAUAUACAAAUGAAAAUACAAGUAAUAGUAAUUAUGUAUAUAAAGAUAACAUAAUGGAAAAUGCAAAUGCAUAUUUAACAAAUUGUUCUAAUGAACAAAAAGAUGAUAAAUAUAAUGAUGAUACAAACUCAAUAUGUAAUAAAAAUAUAGUAAAAAAUGACUCAUCAAAUUUAAUAGAAAAUAACAUAUUUGAAUAUAACAAAAAAAAUAUUAAUGUUGAUUACAAAUCUAUAUCAAAUCAUCAGAAUAAUACAUUAAAUGUAAAUAAAGAAGAUAAAAAUUGUUUAAAUGAUGCAAUCAGCAAUAAUGUUAAUUUAGAUAUAACAUCCAAUGAUAAUAGAGGUAGUUGUAUUUAUAAUAACAAAUUAAGUUACGAUAUACAGUAUAAUUAUUCGGAACAAAGUAUUAACACUAUUUAUGAUAAGAAAGAUAAUACAUUAGAAGAAUAUGAUUCAUUAACAAACAAAAAAAAAAAUGAAAAGCAAGGAAGAAAACAAAAACAAAGAAAAAAGCAAAAAAAAAACUCAAUGAAUGAUACAGAAAUAGAUUAUAUAAUCAAUGAAGACAAAAUAACGCAAGAAAAAAAUGAUGAUUCAUACGAUAAUGAAAAUUUUGUUUCAUCAAUAAAUGAAAAAAAUAAUGUUUCCUUAUAUAAAUCAAAUGAUGAAUUGCAUGAUUCUUUUUCAAAAAAUAAUAUGAAUUGUGAUAUAUCUGAUAAAAAUGAGUUAAAACAAAAAGUAUUAUCAGUAGAUGUUUCAAAAAAUAAAGUAAAUUUACCUAAAAAGGAAGAUACAGAUGGUAUGGAAUAUUAUAGAGAUUACGAAUCUUCUCAAUGUAUUAAAGGUGAUGUAUUAAAAAAUGAAAAAUUUCCAUUUAUAUUUUACGAUUCAAGUAUUCGAAAUUUAGUAGUUUAUUAUAAGGAAGAUUAUAAUGAAGAAAUAAAAAGUAAAUAUUUUUCAGCUCAAAGAUUUGGUCAUGCAACAGCUAAAAAAAUUGCUUUAAAUUUUUUAAGAUCUUUAGGAAUUAAUGUUGAUUAUAUGGAAAAUAAUAAUAUAUUUUCAUAUGAAAAAGAUACUAAAAGCAAAUUGUAUAAUAUAGGAAAAGUGAAAACACAUAUAAAUAAAGAAGAAAAUUCAGAUAUUAAUUUAACUUACGAUAAAAAAAAAAGAAAUGUUAUUGUUUCAUGGAUAAAUAAGUAUAAAGGUUAUAAUUUUAGGAAAUUUUCAACACAAAGAUUUGGUUUUGAUGUUGCUUUAUGCUUAUCUAUUGAUUUUUAUAGAAACUUAGGUGGAUUAAAAGAAGAAGAAGAAUUGAGAAAUUAUAUUAAUGAAGUUAAUAAUAAUUUUAGAAACAAUAGAAAUUCAGCAAAUAAAAAGAAGAAAAAAAUUAUAAAUGAUAACAUAAAUGAAAAUAAAAAUUAUAUAGAUAAUAUGUCAGUAAAUAAUGAUAAAAAUGUAUGUGAUAACACAUCCGUUUUUUUUGUAAAUAAUAUAAAACAUAAUAUAGAGAACAUUAAAAAACAAAACAUUAUGGAUACUAAUAUUAAUAGUGAUUUUCAUAAAUAUUCUAAUUUAUUUUAUACAGAAGAUAAUUUUUGUCAUAUAUUAGAGUAUAAAUUAAAAAAAUUUAAAGAUUAUUUCAAUAAUGAUAAUGUAAAAAUAAAUAAAAUAUACCAAUAUGAUUUUUUUUUAAAUAAAACCUUUUAUUUUUUAUACUUAAAAUAUCUGGAAAAUGUUAAAUCCUUAUUAAAUGAUGAAAAUUUUCAAAAUUUCACAAAAAUAUGUGAAGACAUUAAAACUUAUAACAUUAAUUCUUAUGAAAAGAUAAAAGAUAAAAUUACGGAAUUUUAUAGGAAUAAAAAAAGUUUAAACUAUUUUAAAAUUAUUGAUAGCUAUUGUGAUAAUGAUAUUCAUAAGAAUUUUAAUAGUAGUACUGUUAAUUAUUUUGUUAGUAAAAUGGAUUAUUAUAGAGACGAAGAUAUUUUGAUGAAAGGUUAUUAUACGUGUGAUGAUUCCAAGAUAUAUGAAAUUCUAUUUUUAACGAAUGAUCAUAAAAAUAUCAUAGAUCCUUAUAAUAUUAAUUCAAAUAAGAAUAAAGUAGAAAUUAACAAUAAUAACAGCAACAAAAGAAUAACAAGAAAUAUAAAUAAUGAAAAAAAAAGAAAUUUUCAAGAAUUCCAUUUCUAUUAUAGUAAUAAAAGAAAAAAGAAAUAUGAUGAUGAUAAUAAUGAUGAAGACGAUGAUGAUGAAAUUUGGGAUUAUAAUGAAAAAAAAAAAUCAAAAAAAAGAAAAAAAAAUUCAUCGAAAUACAGAAAAAGGAAUAAGAAUAAAACAAAAACUAGAAAUAGCUUAAUAUCAAAAAAUAAUAAUAUUAUAAAUAAUAAAAAAAAUGAAAGCAGUUAUAUGGAGCAAAAAUUAGAAAAUAAAUUGCUAAUUAAAAAUGAAAAUUUAUCAUUAGCAAAAAAUAAGAAGUUUUUAUCAACUAGCAAAAAUAUAAACAAUUUACUUAUGAAAGGGAAAAAGUAUAUUUUAUGUUAUAAUUAUAUGGGUAAAAUUCAAGUUAAAGUAUUUAGUGCCGAUAUAUAUGGUAUUGUAACAGCUCAAAAAAAAUCAGUUGUAUUUUUACAACAAGUUAAAAAAGAACUUAAAACUGAUGGUAAAAUUUUAUAUAGUGAUUAUGAUAAUAAAAUUGCUUUUGAUGUAACAAAUUCUUUAAUAGAAAAUGUUUUAUUAAAUUCUUCCGAGCAAGAUAAUUACUCAUUGAAUGAUUGUGAAUAUGUAAGUUUACCUUCUAAUAAUAAUAAUGGAAAAUAUCAAAGAAAAAGAAGAAGAAAUGUAGUAGAAGAAGAUUAUGAAAAAGAAGAAGAACAAGAAGAAGAAAAAAAAAAAGUAAAUGAAGAAGAGGCAACAAAUAAAAAGGAAGAUAAAGAAAAUGAAGAAGGAACAAUUAAGGAGAAAACACAGAAAAUACUUUAUGGAAAUAAUAAAAUUGAAAAAGGAAAAAAAGAAAUGAUGAAUAUAUUAAAUAGUAAAUUUAACGAAGUUAAUGCAAGAAUCAAUGAUAAUGAUUCCAAUACUUAUAAUCAAAAUGACUUAAAAGAAAAUACUUUUAUAAAUAAUAAAAUGAGUGACUAUAAUGAUUAUCAAAACGUACAUUAUUUUUAUGGAAAAGAAGAAAGUAAUGAAAAAAAAAUAAUAAACGAAAAUUCUUAUGAUGAAAAAAUGGUUAUGAAUAAUAUUCAUGUUAGUGGUAAUGAAAAUUCGGAAAACUCAGUAAAAAAUUAUUCAGAAAAUGACAAAUUUUAUGAUAUAAAUGAUAUAGAAAAUAAAGAUUAUAAUACAAUAAAUGAUAGAUAUAAGAAUUAUCUCGCGAAUAAAUCCUUCAACAAUUAUUUAAAUAAUAACUUAAUGGAAAUAAAAAGUUAUGAAGAUAAUACUUCAAAUAAUGAAAUGACAAGAUAUAAUAAUAGAAAUAAUAAUGAAUAUAUGAAAAAUAUACCAUAUGAAAAUAAUAUGGAAGAAGAUACUAAUGUAAUAGAAGAUGACAAUAGAUAUUCAUUAAUUAACAAAAAAGAAAAAAAGAGUAACAAUACUAAAAUUGAAAAUUUAGAAGAAAAAGAAAAGAAAAUCGUAAGUGCAAACGAAAAUGAGGUGAAUUUUUUUAAUCAAAAUAAUUUUUCUAUGUACAACAAUCCUAAUGUAAAAAAUGUAUUUUUAGUCGAUGAAGAAAAAAAUGCAAUACAAAAUGUUAAACAGAAAGCUAGUGAUUCAAAUAGUUAUAAUAAACUAAAUAGCGAAAAAAAAAUAGUUAAGGGAUUUUUGACUUUAAGAAAAGAAAAAAGUAUAUUUUCAAAUGUAAAAAGAGUUUAUUCAUUAUAUGAUUUAUACAAUAAAAUUAUUAACGAUAGUGAUUAUUCUGAUUUUCUAUCACAAAACAAUAAUCAAAAACUUUCGAAAAGUAAAAAAGAUCAACAGACUGAUAAUAUAUUAAAUAAAAACUCAUCUACCAGAAGCAGUAGAACAGCAAAUACAAAAAGAAUUAUAGAAAAUGAAAAAUCAAAUAAAAACGAAAAAAUAAAUGAAAUGGAAAAUAAAAAUCAAAAUAUGUAUGAAAAUAGAAGGGGAACAGAAAGUGAGAUAGAAAAUGAAAAUAAAACCAUUGAAAAAGAAGAAUUAUCUUUUAAUUUAAGAACAAAAGAAUCAAACAGAAAUAAUACUAUAUAUAAAAUAUACAAUGUAAAAAAUGAUUGGAGUGGAUUAGUUAAAUACAAUACAUCAAAAGGAAUAGUUAAAAUACCUAAAAUAUGUGUUCAUAAAUUAGCUAGAAAAAAAGGUUAUAUGAAAUUGACUUGCAUAAUUUAUAGAGGAAAAGGAGAAUUUGUCUCUUAUUUUUUGCAAAGAUCAAAUAAAAAAAUGAAUAGUAGAAACUCCAUAAAAAAUGAUAAUAAUGAUAAUUCUACAAACUCAUAUGCAUAUUUUAACAGUAAUGAAAAAGGUAGUUACACUAGAUUAAACAAUUAUCAAUGCAAUUCCUUGUCUAAAGAAAAAGGUAUACAAGAAAAUAGAAAAUAUUUUUUAAGAGAAAAACAAAAUAACAUCUUCGCAGAAAAUAUUUUAUGUUAA
Molecule: messenger RNA, 8274 nt
Organism: Plasmodium gallinaceum
Lineage: Eukaryota; Apicomplexa; Aconoidasida; Haemosporida; Plasmodiidae
Product: conserved Plasmodium protein, unknown function
Exons: 1
Coding region: 1-8274 (2757 amino acids)
Source: RefSeq, a predicted model, not a curated record